This is a messenger RNA of Phacochoerus africanus (Common warthog), 1042 nucleotides long. RefSeq names its product signal recognition particle 19 (gene SRP19). NCBI's taxonomy places the organism in Eukaryota, Metazoa, Chordata, Mammalia, Artiodactyla, Suidae. Gene Ontology annotation, cellular component: signal recognition particle, endoplasmic reticulum targeting. The transcript has 5 exons. Gene Ontology annotation, molecular function: 7S RNA binding. The record is from RefSeq and is a predicted model, not a curated record. The coding region runs from base 220 to 654 and encodes 144 amino acids. Gene Ontology annotation, biological process: SRP-dependent cotranslational protein targeting to membrane; SRP-dependent cotranslational protein targeting to membrane, signal sequence recognition.
GAAUUGGAGAUUGCAUCGCCACGUCAGAAACUAGCAAUCUGGGCGCCUAGGGACAGGUGCUGGAACAGACCGACCGCGAAAAGCCGCGGUCGCGUAGGCGUUUUCAGUGGGCUGGACUUCCGCCGGAAACGGGGUGGCCUGGAACCUCUCCUAGUGGAGAUUCCGCUGUUUUUUUUUCUCUUCUGGUCGUGUCUUGGCACUGUCUGGGCCUGAGUGAAGAUGGCUUGCGCCGCCGCACGGUCCCCGGCCGACCAGGACAGGUUCAUUUGUAUCUAUCCUGCAUAUUUAAAUAACAAGAAGACCAUUGCGGAGGGGAGGCGAAUUCCCAUAAGUAAGGCUGUCGAAAAUCCUACAGCUACAGAGAUUCAAGAUGUAUGCUCAGCAGUUGGACUUAAUGUCUUUCUUGAGAAAAAUAAGAUGUACUCUAGAGAGUGGAAUCGUGAUCUUCAGUACAGGGGCAGAGUCCGAGUCCAGCUCAAACAGGAAGAUGGCAGCCUCUGUCUUGUACAGUUCCCAUCACGUAAGUCAGUAAUGUUGUAUGCUGCGGAAAUGAUACCUAAACUAAAAACAAGGACACAAAAAACAGGAGGCGGUGACCAAAGUCUUCAGCAAGGAGAGGGAAGUAAAAAAGGGAAAGGAAAGAAGAAGAAGUAACCUGAUGUGAGAAUCAAGGAUGUGGUACUACUGUAAGAGUAGAAUGAAGGCUUCCAAUUUGUAUCUGAAGGAAACAGAAGCUUUUUGUUUUCAUCCUUUGACUGAACUAUGAAUAUUUGUGCCUCCAAGCUUCAGCAUCCAAGUUACAGUGAAAUAAUAAUACAGAAGUUGGCAUCUAGCUCUUACGCAGUUAAAAAAAAUUUCUUUUGCAUUUCAAUGCAGUGUUUGUGGAAGAAAGAAGCAUAAUUUUAGAUGGACAGUGGACUCUACCAUGUGUUACCUGAAAUCCUGUAUUUGUUUGUCGUCUUUGUAAACAUGUUUCAGUUUAGUAAGAUUUGAAAUACACAUUUUGUUCAUCUUAAGUUAAUGAAAUAAAAUUUGAAAGCGA